This is a messenger RNA of Paramecium tetraurelia, 978 nucleotides long. RefSeq lists its product as uncharacterized. The record is from RefSeq and is a predicted model, not a curated record. Gene Ontology annotation, cellular component: cytoplasm. The transcript has 3 exons. Gene Ontology annotation, molecular function: nucleotidyltransferase activity; URM1 activating enzyme activity; thiosulfate-cyanide sulfurtransferase activity. NCBI's taxonomy places the organism in Eukaryota, Ciliophora, Oligohymenophorea, Peniculida, Parameciidae.
AUGGAUUCUCAAACAAUAUUCUCAAGAUAGGUUACAAUAGAGGAUUGGAAACAAGAUAAAUUAUCCUAAUAAAUAGUUCUUAUUCUUGGAGUAGGAGGUAUUGGUUCUGUAGCAACCACUAACCUACUCAGAUUAGGAGUUAAGAAAAUCUUUCUAGUGGACUAUGAUCACGUCGAACUUCAUAAUCUAAAUAGAUAAAUACUCUAUUCAAAUAAAGAUGUGAAUCAAUAGAAAGUCAAGGCUGCUUUUGAAAAUGCCACCUUUCAUAACGUAGGCAAUGCUGAAAUUUAAAUGUUUGAUUUAGAUGCUGUUAAAAACUGGGAUAAAAUUGUAGAGCUGGCUUCAUAAUCAACUGCAAUUUUCAACUGUAUUGAUUAUGGAGAUUAUUGGGAUGCUGCAGUAUAAAGUUUAUGUCUUUAUUACAAAAUUCCAAUGAUUAUAGCAGGAAGUUUUGCACAAUCUUUCAUGGCAGAACUAUAUCUUGGAACCCCUUGCUAUGCAUGCAUGACGGAUGGUCUUAAGGAAGAGUAUUUGAAUCAAAUCACUCAAGAGAAUAUUACAUAACUCAAAGACAUUUCUUUCCUACCUGCAAAUAAUAAACCAUAAGGUCAAUCUCAUCAAGUAUUGUGUUCUACAGCUGGUAACUUUGCAACACAAUUACUAUUAAAUUAUCUAAACGAAUAAGCUGAUAGCCAAACAAGCAAGAAAGUCUUGUUUUAUUUGACAACAUUUGAAGUAGUUAUAUUUCCUGUAUUUUCAAAAAAUAACUGCCAUAUCUGUAAAUAUUAAGAACCUGCAAAAGAGUAGCAAAUCUAAGCAACAGAACCUGCAAAAGAAUAAUAAAUAUAGGCUACAGAACCUGAAAAAGAGAAAUUGGUGUAGGUACCAGAACCUGAAAAAGAGCAAUUAAUAUAAGCAACAGAAACUGAGAAAGAGUAACAAGAAUAAGCAACAGAAUCUAUUCAAAAACAAAAUUGA